GACUAGACCUCGACCCUGCCGCCCUCGAUGCCGUGUUACCGGAUAAAAUUGCAGAAAUGCUCCAUGAGUUGUUGCACUCAGCGAGGUUACAUUUCAGGAAUGAUGCCUUGUUGUUUCGGUACUUAUAGAUGAACGAUCUGAAAAAAAUGGUGAAGGGAGGGAGAUACUUAAAAUCUACCAUACCCAUACUCUCUUUGCUAAAUCUUUUAGACGAAUGGGUAGCUGAACAAUCCGCUGACUAUAUGCUGGUGAGAAGCCUGCUCCCUAUUUGACACGUUCAGUCAGACGAGAUGCUGCUAUCGAUUCUUGCUGUCCUUGUUGGGCGAGCGCUCGCCGCUCCCUCGUCGCUAUUUACCAGGGCUGACCAGGCGGCAGCUCAAGCGUAUACUUCAACUUCAGACCUCAGAUACAAGCUUGAUAUAGUUGACCCGCCGGUUCCGGGAGCAGGUAACUCGGAGGGUGCAUCAACAUGGAGCUUGAGCAUCGACGAUACAGAAACCGGAUAUAAACAAAAGAUUAGCGGUUUCGGUGGCACUGUAACGGAUGCGACGGUGAUCGUGGCAAAUGCGCUUUCUUCGGACCGGCGCUCUCAGCUGCUGAAAGAACUGUUAACUUCGGACGGGGCCAAUCUGAGCUUGCUACGCCAUACCAUCGGGGCGUCAGACCUGUCCGAGCCCCCUGCUUACACCUACGAUGAUAACGGCAAUAACACGGAUCCCAGUCUAAGCAACUUCAGCUUAGGAGACCGGGGGACGGCUAUGGCGAACUUACUGAAGGAAAUAAAGGAAAUCAGACCCGAUACCACCAUCCUCGGAAGUCCGUGGAGUGCACCAGGUUGGAUGAAGCUGAACAGGGCUCUUACCGGCAAUGCCGAAAACAACUCGUUAGAUUCGCAAUACUAUAACCAAUAUGCCCAAUACUUCGUGAAGUAUCUUCAGGCUUAUGCGGAUCUUGGUGUUGCCGUAGAUGCGAUCACCAUCCAGAACGAGCCGCUCAUCAGUGUAGGAAACGGACACAUAAGUAUGCUCCAGGAAGCCGACGAGGCCGCAAAGGUGACACGCGAUUAUAUCGGGCCUGCUCUACGUGACGCCGGCUUGGAUACGCAGAUCUGGGCUUACGAUCACAAUACGGACACGCCUAGUUACCCACAGACGGUCAUCGACGCCGCGAGCGAGUACGUUCAGGCCACUGCGUGGCAUUGCUAUGCUAUUGACCUCAACUGGACUGUCCUCACAGAUUUUCAUAAUACAAAUCCCGGGAAAUCGCAGUACAUGACCGAGUGCUGGACCGCCUCUCAGACGUCAUGGUAUCAGUCUUCUAAAAGUACCGUUGGCCCGCUACAAAACUGGGCUGAAGGCUCUCUGAUGUGGACUCUGGGCACAUGGACCGAAGCUUCGGACGGUACCUUUGGGCCUUACAUCCCAGGCGGGUGCUCAACGUGCCGUGGCCUGUUUAUCGUGGAUGAAAGUGCAAAAACGUUUGAGUACACUGUCGAUUACUACAUGUUGGCUCAAUUCUCUAAGUAUAUCCCCAAGGGUGCAACCAUCCUCAGCGGCUCCGGUAGUUACACUUAUGAUAGGUAUUCGGGUAUCCAGUCAGUUGCCUCGAAGAAUCCGGAUGGUACGCGGACGGUCGUAAUCGAGAACACGUUGAGCAACGAUGUUUAUCUUACGCUGAAUACUACCAGCGGCGAGCAAUGGAGUGGCAACCUACUUGGUAAUAGUGUCACGACUUGGAUCCUACCGUGAUUUACGUGCUGUGGUACAUGCACGUCCUCUUGCGAUCACUCUCGUAUUAUUUCCAGUCAGCUCAUCAGAAUGGUAUCUCAUGGACCCCGGAACAAGCCGCUGGAUUCUGUUUGUGAAAGAGCUUGGGUUUACGUGUGGACAAGUAUGUGUACUCUCCUAUUUGUUCUGGUGGAAAUGGUAGUGCGAAGGUCGUCGGCAACAAUGACGAGUGGCUUUAUACACGCAGUUUACACGAAGAAUGAUGCAUCCUCAACGGCAUAUCUAAAAGAGUGUCUAGGUGAACUACUUUGUUGUCUGUCUUCUAGGGAUAAGACGCGUUGUUCCAAUAGGGGGUAAGCCUCACACUUGGCCAUUUCAAUGGACAGGAAGCUCUACAUCUUGACGCAGUCGGGUUCAUAUUAUUGGCAUUACUCCACCAACAGUCAUAGUGUUCUUCUGUUUAGGCAGCAUGAUUUUCGUCUCACGCGAAUCCAGUCAUAAACCGUCGUUUCGUAGUAC
Molecule: messenger RNA, 2246 nt
Organism: Annulohypoxylon truncatum
Lineage: Eukaryota; Fungi; Ascomycota; Sordariomycetes; Xylariales; Hypoxylaceae
Product: glycoside hydrolase family 30 protein
Exons: 3
Coding region: 291-1748 (485 amino acids)
Biological process (GO): glucosylceramide catabolic process
Molecular function (GO): glucosylceramidase activity
Source: RefSeq, a predicted model, not a curated record